This is a messenger RNA of Helianthus annuus (common sunflower), 2935 nucleotides long. RefSeq names its product probable disease resistance protein At5g66910. The record is from RefSeq and is a predicted model, not a curated record. Lineage: Eukaryota; Viridiplantae; Streptophyta; Magnoliopsida; Asterales; Asteraceae. The transcript is spliced from 5 exons. Gene Ontology annotation, molecular function: ADP binding. The coding region runs from base 220 to 2757 and encodes 845 amino acids. Gene Ontology annotation, biological process: defense response to fungus.
UAUGUCAAGCCACACUUUCAUCUAUUGCUUAGUUCGGUUAAGCAGAAGACGCGUUGACUUACAACUCCAAAAGUCAUGCUUGUGCACAGUAUCUGCCUCCAAGCUCUGUUUCUUCACAUAAUCAUAAUCAAAUCCAUCAAUCUAAGAUCCAGUUCCAGAAUAGCAAUUGAUUGAAGAAUCAAAUCUUGUAGUUCAGUUUAGAUCCAAAAGCCCCAACAAAUGGCUGUAGAUCCCUUUUCAGAACCCAUUUCUAAGCUAUCUGAUACCGUUUUAUAUGUCAUAAAAACAACAUCCAAUUUUAAACCCCAACUGAGGCAACUCACAAAAACCUUAGACACAAUAACACCAAUCAUGGUUGACAUACAAAACCAGAAUCGGAAACUAGACCGUACACGUUCAGAGCAAGACAUGUUCAUGAAAGAUAUCGAAGAUGCCAAAAAACUUGUUGAAAAAUGCUCCAGAAUCAAGUGGAAUCUCAUCUUAAAGUUCACCCACUCGUUGAAGCUCAAAGAUGUUAGCCAGAAAUUGCUAAAUUUCUUUCAGGUUGAAGUUCAGGCGGAUCAGUGGCGGGAUAUCAAGAAGGUGCUGGUAGAAGUGGAUUCCGUAAAUGAAAGAUUAGCAAGUUUAUCUCUGGGGUUGAGUAGUGGUUCUAUGCGUAUGUCUAUGAGAAGAUGUGAAACCGCGGAACGAAGAAGAUUUGGUUGGUUGGUUCCGCCGCUUCCUAAAGGCAUUGUCGGAUUCGACGAGCCGCUGAACAAGCUUAAGGCUAAGAUUCUUGAAGGUAUUAAUGUUCAUGAUGUGGAUGAUGAUGGAAGUGCAAUGGAUUGUGAUGAUGGAAGUGAAAUGGAUUGUGAUGAUGGUUGUGGUGUUGGUAAUGUGGUUGUUGUUUCGGGUGUCGGUGGAGAUGGGAAGACCACUUUGGUGAAAAUGCUAUGCAAUGAUCAUGAAAUUCAAGCAAAUUUUGGGGAGAAUAUUUUCUUUGUGACUGUUUCAGAGGAAUUUGAUUACAAGGUAAGUGUCAAUGGACUCUUUAAUCCAAGUCACUUUGAUCAACAAGGUAAGUUUCAAAGCACUGAAGAUGCAAAGAACGAGUUGGAGAACUUUUUGCGUGAGAAAGUAUUAGGUCCUAUACUUCUAGUGUUAGAUGAUGUUUGGCGUGAAUCCGAUAUUAAAAACUUCGAAUUUGAUAUUAAAGGAUACAAACUUUUGGUCACUUCUAGAAUGGUCUUUACGAAAUAUGAUGUGUUCAAAUUUGAUCCUUUGAGUGACGAAGAUGCGAAGAUUCUCUUUUGCCGCUCUGCGAAACCUAAUCCUACAAUCGACAAGAAUCUUAUCAAUCAGAUGGUGAAAUGUUGUAAGAAACACCCGCUUACCCUUUCUGUAGUUGGCGGUUCCUUAGAUGGGAAAAAUGAGGUGCUCUGGAGAUCUAUGCUUAAGUCAUUGUCUCAAGGUCAAUCACUUUUAGAUCUAAACAAGGAAAUACUCAAUCGCCUGGAAAGAAGCUUUGAGACCUUGGAAGAUAAAUUCAAACAAUGUUUCUUGGAUUUUGGGUUAUUCCUAGAAGAUCAUAGGAUCCCGGCUAGUGCUAUUUUGGAUAUGUGGGUGCACUUGUACAAUCAUGACGAUGAGGGCAUCGACACCCUUGCAAAGAUCUACGAACUAUCCUACAGAAAUCUUGUCAAUGUUUUGGCCAGACGUCCCAGGGAAGAUCCAUAUGCACCGGUUAACUAUUGUGAGCAACAAUUUGUCACACAACACGAUUUGCUCAGGCAACUUGCUAUUAACUUGAGUAGCAAACUACCAGUAGCAAAGAGGCGAAGAUUGAUUAUAACCGAACAAAAUGACCAGCUAGUUACCAAUGUUCUUGGAGAAGACCAGGUCACAUCAGUUGAGCAACUGCAAGAACCUAUGCAAGCCCGCGUAUUAUCUAUUUCUACAGGAGAGUCAUUCUCCUCGAGAUGGUGCGACAUGAGAGUUCCUGAGGUUGAAGUUAUGGUGCUAAACCUAAAAUCAAAGACCUACACUUUACCCCACUUCUUGAAGGAAAUGCAAAAAUUGAAGAUUUUAAACGUCACAAACUAUGGUUUAUACCCGACAGAAUUUAAAAACUUCCAGCUUCUUGGCUAUUUAUCCAAUCUAACAAGGAUUAGGCUCGAGCGUGUUGCAAUAUCAUCGUUGAGUAGAUCCACUUUGGAGCUCGUAAACUUGCAGAAAGUAUCAUUCAUAAUGUGCAAAAUGAGAAACGCUUUUGAGGACAGUGACAACCUCAAUGUUUGGCCAAGUCUAGUUGAAAUCGAGAUGGAUUAUUGCCAGGAUUUAGUGAUAUACCCGCAGAUAUUGUGUAGAAGUGUCUACCUUAAGAAGCUAAGUAUCACAAACUGCAACGAGUUGUGUAAAAUUUCUGAAAAAUUCGGUAACUUGACUGGUUUGGAAACACUGAUUCUUCAUUCAUGUACACAACUGGAAAAGCUACCUGAAUCAAUCACACGUCUUCAAAAUCUAAGCAUCCUCGAUAUUUCGGAUUGUUUAAACUUGACCAAGUUGCCAGAAGAUAUGGGAAGUUUAGGUGGUCUAAGAACAAUUUGCAUGGCGGGUUUUACAGGAGUUCAUGAACUGCCAGCAUCUGUUAAGGAGCUAUCUAACACGAAAGUCGUAUGCAAUGAAGAAGUAGCAUGCCAGUGGAAGGAGUUUGGCAAUGUGGAGAUAACCGUGGUGGAAGAAGAUAGAACAGCAACCCUUGAGAGAAUCAUCUGUUAGGAAUGAUCACUGGUACCUAUCUAUCCUUGACAUUGUAUGUUCUUGAAAAUGAGCGUGGAUAACAUAUUUGAUUGUUUGUACCACCGGGACAAAAGGAUUGUUAUAUGGUUUCUGAAUAUUGCUUUCGAGAUUCAUGUAAGUUGUUCGGAAUACAAGAUGUGGCUUAAAGAUUCCUAAA